Messenger RNA from Aspergillus ibericus CBS 121593, 554 nucleotides. RefSeq lists its product as uncharacterized. Bases 48 to 554 code for a protein of 168 amino acids. The transcript has 2 exons. NCBI's taxonomy places the organism in Eukaryota, Fungi, Ascomycota, Eurotiomycetes, Eurotiales, Aspergillaceae. The record is from RefSeq and is a predicted model, not a curated record.
UGAUCAUUUAACCAUCACAAACAUUCCAUUCAGAUUCUUCAAACACAAUGAAGCUCGCCAUCCUCCUCUCCACCGUCGCUCUUGUCGCGGCCCUCCCUGCCCUCGAGGCAGAGAAGCGUGGCAGCUGCAUCCUUGACACCAACGAAGACGGUACUCUCACCAAGCGUUGCAGUAUCCCCUGGACCAAGAACUACGGCGAGUACGACGAGGACGAGAACCUUGAGAAGCGUGCUUGCAUUCUUGAUACCAAGGAGGACGGUACCCUCACCAAGCGCUGCAGCAUCCCUUGGACUAAGAACUACGGCGAGUACGAUGAGGAUGAGAAUGUCCAGAAGCGUGCUUGCAUCCUUGACACCAAGGAGGAUGGUACCAUCACCAAGCGCUGCAGCAUCCCCUGGACCAAGAACUACGGCGAGUACGAUGAGGAUGAGAAUGUCCAGAAGCGUGCUUGCAUCCUUGACACCAAGGAGGAUGGUACUAUCACCAAGCGGUGCAGCAUCCCCUGGACCAAGAACUACGGUGAAUACGACGAGGCUCCAUCGGACUCAGCUUAG